UUCACGAGUUUGUUGUGUGUUACAUAACCUCAAAAUGCUUGCCGCUUAACGAUCUUAACGUACGCUUUUUUGAAGAAGUUCUGCAUACGAUAUAAGAAAGAAAUAGCAAGGAAAUAAUUCAUUAAGGAGAAUCAACUAUUUUGAUAAAAUGUCGACGAAGAGAAAAAGCGACACGCAAGUGCCGGCCGAGGAGAGCGACUUGCUCUCGAUCCGGCCUCUUGGUGCAGGCCAGGAAGUCGGCAGGUCAUGUAUCAUGUUAGAAUUUAAAGGGAAGAAAAUUAUGUUGGACUGCGGCAUACAUCCCGGGCUUUCGGGAAUGGACGCCCUUCCGUUCGUCGACCUUGUCGAGGCCGAUGAGAUUGACCUGUUGCUGAUUUCUCAUUUUCACUUGGAUCAUUGCGGAGCACUACCCUGGUUUCUUUUAAAGACGAGCUUCAAGGGUCGCUGCUUUAUGACACACGCCACCAAGGCAAUUUAUCGCUGGUUACUAUCAGACUACAUCAAGGUGAGCAACAUAGCCACUGAGCAGAUGCUGUACACAGAAUCCGAUCUGGAAACCAGUAUGGACAAAAUAGAGACAAUUAACUUCCAUGAGGAGAAAGACAUGUUCGGAAUCAAAUUUUGGGCCUACAAUGCGGGUCAUGUGUUGGGUGCUGCUAUGUUUAUGAUAGAGAUUGCAGGCGUAAAGAUUCUAUAUACGGGAGAUUUUAGCCGGCAGGAGGACAGACAUUUAAUGGCUGCCGAGAUCCCGAAUAUUCAUCCCGACGUACUUAUCACAGAGUCCACCUAUGGCACUCAUAUUCACGAGAAGAGAGAGGAUCGAGAAGGUAGAUUCACGAAUCUUGUGCAUGAGAUUGUCAACAGAGGUGGCAGAUGCUUAAUACCUGUAUUUGCUCUGGGAAGAGCACAAGAGCUUCUUCUUAUUCUGGACGAGUAUUGGAGUCAGCAUUCGGAAUUACAUGAGAUACCAAUCUAUUAUGCUUCCUCAUUGGCGAAGAAGUGUAUGGCUGUUUAUCAGACAUAUGUGAACGCCAUGAAUGACAAGAUCAGGCGGCAGAUAGCCAUCAACAACCCUUUCGUAUUCAAACAUAUCUCCAAUUUGAAAGGCAUAGAUCACUUUGAGGACAUUGGUCCAUGCGUGGUGAUGGCCUCACCUGGUAUGAUGCAGAGUGGCUUGUCCAGAGAGUUGUUUGAAUCGUGGUGCACAGAUGCCAAAAAUGGGGUAAUUAUAGCUGGCUAUUGUGUGGAGGGUACACUAGCGAAGACUAUCCUGUCGGAACCAGAAGAGAUUACGACUAUGUCUGGGCAAAAAUUACCACUGAAGAUGUCUGUUGAUUACAUUUCAUUCUCAGCUCACACCGACUAUCAGCAAACGUCGGAAUUUAUACGUACUUUAAAACCACCGCACGUAGUGCUGGUGCAUGGUGAGCAGAACGAAAUGGGUAGGUUGAAAGCAGCGUUACAACGGGAAUACGAGGACGAUCCCAACACCACCAUGGAAAUACAUAAUCCGCGAAACACGGUCGCGGUGGAACUCUACUUCAGGGGCGAGAAGACUGCCAAGGUAAUGGGUACGCUGGCGAUGGAAACUCCUAGACCGGGACAGACACUAUCCGGCGUGUUGGUCAAGAGGAACUUCAAUUAUCAUAUGCUAGCACCAUGUGAUCUGUCCAAGUACACGGACAUGAGUAUGAGUCAAGUUAUACAACGGCAAAGCGUUUACUUUUCCGCAUCUUUACCUGUACUGAAGCACCUGCUGACACAGAUAGCCGGUCACCUAGAGGUCGUAGACGAUAAGAAACUGAGAAUAUUCAAGAACGUCGAUGUCACGAUUGAUGGCAAGAUCAUCACGAUGGAAUGGAUAGCGACGCCAGUGAAUGACAUGUAUGCAGAUUCUGUUCUCACCGCGAUCCUGCAGGCCGAAAUAAUGGAUCAGUCACCGAAGGUUUUGCCUGCACCCACCAAAAUGGACAGGAUGCACUUCAAGGAGUGCCUCAUAGAGAUGCUGCAGGAGAUGUUCGGUGAGGAUUCUGUGCCCAAGAUAUUCAAAGGCGAGAAACUCUAUGUCACAGUAGAUGGUAAGAAGGCGCAUAUAGACUUGUUGAAUUUGGAUGUGACCAGCAAGGACGAGACUUUCCAGCAGAUAGUUCAAACGGCGGUUACGAAAUUGCAUCAAUCGUUGGCGCCGCCUAGCGAUGUAAUAUAG
Molecule: messenger RNA, 2206 nt
Organism: Trachymyrmex cornetzi
Lineage: Eukaryota; Metazoa; Arthropoda; Insecta; Hymenoptera; Formicidae
Gene: Cpsf73
Product: cleavage and polyadenylation specificity factor 73
Exons: 1
Coding region: 149-2206 (685 amino acids)
Biological process (GO): mRNA 3'-end processing by stem-loop binding and cleavage
Cellular component (GO): mRNA cleavage and polyadenylation specificity factor complex
Molecular function (GO): 5'-3' RNA exonuclease activity; RNA binding; RNA endonuclease activity
Source: RefSeq, a predicted model, not a curated record